AUGUCGGCUCGUGAAUGAUCGGUCUCCGAGGCGGCAGGGAGCGUCAACGUUAUGGGUGAGCCUCCCGCGCAGCAAAAGAAUCUGGAAGGAUAUGUUGGCUUUGCAAGCCUCCCCAACCAAGUGUACAGGAAGUCUGUCAAGAGGGGCUUUGAGUUCACCCUGAUGGUCGUUGGUGAGUCAGGGUUGGGCAAAUCCACGUUGAUCAACUCUCUGUUCCUCACAGACCUGUAUUCAGCAGAAUAUCCUGGACCUUCACAUCGAAUCAAAAAGACCGUACAGGUGGAGCAGUCCAAAGUUUUAAUAAAAGAAGGUGGCGUCCAGCUGCUGCUCACAAUAGUUGACACCCCAGGGUUCGGAGAUGCUGUCGACAACAGCAACUGCUGGCAGCCAAUCAUCGACCACAUAGACAGCAAGUUUGAAGACUACCUGAACUCAGAAUCCCGGGUGAAUAGACGACAGAUGCCUGACAGCCGAAUUCACUGCUGCCUGUACUUCAUCGCCCCCUCGGGACACGGACUGAAGCCCUUGGACAUCGAGUUCAUGAAACGGUUGCAUGAGAAAGUCAAUGUCAUCCCGCUGAUCGCCAAAGCAGACACCCUCACCCCAGAGGAAUGCCAACAGUUCAAGAAACAGAUCAUGCGGGAAAUCCAAGAGCAUAAAAUCAAGAUCUACGAGUUCCCUGAGACAGAUGACGAAGAAGAGAACAGGCUGGUGAAGAAGAUAAAGGACAAGUUGCCGCUGGCUGUAGUAGGAAGCAACACCAUCAUCGAGGUGAACAGCAAGAGGGUCAGAGGGAGACAAUACCCCUGGGGGGUUGCAGAAGUUGAAAACAGUGACCACUGCGACUUCACCAUCCUCAGGGAUAUGCUCAUCAGGACUCACAUGCAGGACCUGAAGGACGUGACGAACAACGUCCACUAUGAAAACUACCGCAGCAGGAAGCUGGCCGCUGUCACCUACAAUGGAGUGGAUAACAACAGGGCUAAAGGCCAACUGUGCACCAAAAGUGACACAGUUGAAGGAAUGAGUCCUCUGGCCCAGAUGGAGGAGGAAAGGCGAGAGCACGUGACCAAGAUGAAGAAGAUGGAGAUGGAGAUGGAGCAAGUGUUUGAGAUGAAAGUCAAGGAAAAAGUGCAGAAGCUCAAAGACUCUGAAGCUGAGCUUCAGCGGCGUCACGAGCAGAUGAAGAAGAACCUGGAGGCUCAGCACAAGGAGCUGGAGGAGAAGAGACGCGUGUUCGAGGAAGAGAGAGCGAACUGGGAGGUUCAGCAGCGCCUGGAGCAGCAGAAACUGGAGGCCUCCAGAACUCUGGAGAAAAACAAAAAGAAAGGAAAGAUCUUUUAAGAGACAGUCGGCAGGACCACCCCGGCUCGAGUUAUUUUUUUUGCCAACGUUGCCGGUCAGGACGCCAGUGUGUGGCACUGACAUCACCCACCUCCUCUUCCUCUUCCUCCUUCUCCUCCUCCUCCCUUUAUUUCUCCCCCCUCCCCUUUUUCUCCCUCCCUUCUCCCUCCCCUCCUUGUCCCCUGUCCCCUGCUCUGUCUGCCAGCACAGCUGUGCUCCUGCUCCCAGCCACUAGAGGGGGGUACUGGGGGUAUUAUGGGUAUGUGAGGAGGGGGGGGUCCACAUGUACUCACUGAACUGCCACCACAGAGCCCCCCCCACUGCCUCGGGACUCAUCAUUGAAGAAUGUGUUUUCCCUUAACAACAGAAAAUAAACCCGUUUUAGAAAGGCCAAACCCAUAUUAUUAUUUUAAUUAUUAUUAUUAUUGAUGUUAUUAUUAUUAUUAUUAUUAUUGUUGUUGUUAUAACUGAAUACUGUCCCUGCCCGCCCCCUCCCCCACUUGCUGCUCUCUUUUUUUUUUUUUUUUUUCAUCCCAAGGUUGCUUUUAAAUGACUGAAGUGUACAGUUUUACGAGGAGUAAAAGAAAAAGAAAAAAAAAGCCCGAAUCAUGUCUGACUGUUGUACAAUCGAGUUCUGGUGACUUUUUAUUUGUUUACAAGAAAGAUGAAAGUAACAGUUUUUCUGAACAUUAACCCGAUAUAUAUAUAUAUAUAUAUAUAUAUAUAUAUAUAUACAUAUAUAUAUAUAUAUUAUAUAUCUCCUGUGAUGUAUUAAAGUGAGAAGAGAACAAGGCAUUAACUAAUCCUUUUUGUUUUGUUUUUGAGUGUAUCCGGUGAACCUUUAACCCUCCUCCCCAUCAGUGCGACAGUCAACAGAAAAAAAACAGAUCAAGAAAAACAAUAAAAUGCACCUUGGGCCUUUUUUUUUAUAGAUUUAAAAAUAAUGGCUAAAGCUUCUUUUUUUGUUUCUGAAAUGUAACGCUUUCUUUUUCCUGUGUUUUUAGCUAUUCUCCACUAGCCUUGGACCACCAUUUAUAAUGUCAUAUAAGUGUUAUACUUUAGUUUAUUUUUAUAUAUACCGAGCCAGCUGAAGUUAUAACUUCUUUUGUAUGUUUAGAAGAAACUCCUCAGAGAGACGGAGAGCGGCGUCCACUGUCGAAAAAGAAAAACACACUUUUCUCAUUAAAACAGUGAUCCUGGACGCUUUACACAAACAACAACAAACAAACAAACAAACAAACAAACACAAUAUUUCAAUCACUCUGCGGAAACGAUCAGUGGGGAAAUGAAGAGUCAACACCACAAUUUGCUUUGGCUAUGUACUCCAUCUCUGUAUUUUUAAUUUUAUUUUUCAUUUGUAUUGUACAAAGUCACUUAAUAAACCUGUGAUGAUA
Dicentrarchus labrax (European seabass) is the source of this 2738-nucleotide messenger RNA. It is a transcript of the gene septin7b, whose product is annotated as septin 7b. NCBI's taxonomy places the organism in Eukaryota, Metazoa, Chordata, Actinopteri, Moronidae. The transcript is spliced from 14 exons. The record is from RefSeq and is a predicted model, not a curated record. Gene Ontology annotation, molecular function: GTP binding; molecular adaptor activity; GTPase activity. Gene Ontology annotation, cellular component: septin ring; microtubule cytoskeleton; cell division site. Gene Ontology annotation, biological process: cilium assembly; cytoskeleton-dependent cytokinesis.